GACGUUUAUAUUCUAGUCGAUGCUUUGGACGAGUGCACGGAGAGCAAGAGGCUGUUGAAAUUCCUGGAAAACCUCCAUUCGUCGAACCACCCUAACCUCCGACUCCUAGUUAGCAGCCGGGCGGAAGCGCAUAUCACAACUUGCCUAAGUUAUUUGAAUUUUUCAAACAUCUCCCUGCAAACAAACUUGGUCGAUUACGAUAUUGGCCUCUACGUCGACAGCCGAUUAUCGAAGGACCCCAGAUGGCGAUAUCGUGACCCAGAUUUGAAAGAUUCAAUUCGGGAGAGACUGGUGAAGGGAGCGAAAGGAAUGUUUCGCCUGGUUGAAUGUCAAAUGGACAUCCUCGAACACUGUCGAAGUGUGGCUGCGAUCGAAGAUGCUCUAGAAACAUUGCCCGCCGAGUUGGAUGCGGUCUAUUCAAGGAUGUUACGGAAUAUCAGAAAGAGCGAUUGGACUGCAGCCGGACGGAUUCUCCCGUGGCUAAUCGCUUGCAAAGAGCCACUCCCGAUAGAAGCACUAACCUGCGUACCGAUGAUCUGUCUGGAUACGCAGACGGUCGACGUUGGGCGGAGGCUACUAUCAUCGCAAGAAAUUCUCAAUAUGUGUGGGAGCCUUCUGAAGCCGGUGAAUAAUGGCUGGGGGGAAGAGGUUAUCGUGCUGGCACAUUAUUCGAUCGAGGAAUACCUGAUUCGACUGCCUCUUCAGGGGUCGGGCCUUUCCCCGUACUUCGCCAUCCGCAGGCGCAAGGCGGAUUCAGAAAUAUGCGCAACGUGCAUCCUUAUGCUUCAAUGGGCCGAUUCCCCGGAUACUAUCGAGAGUGUCGCUGAACCCACAGAGGAAUCGAAUGGCCAGUCAGUUAUAGCCAAAUUUCUGAAGUAUUGCUCGAGAUACUGGUGGCAGCAUGCAUCAUCGGAAGAAGUACAACGCGAAAGGAUGCCUCUUAUCCGCAGUCUUUUGAGGGACCGCUGUGGGUAUCGUUCCUGGCUACGCGGCACCGUACGGGGGUGGGAACGCACAAAUAUACUCGGCUGUGACGACAAACACUGAUCAUUCAUGGAUGGAAGGGCCAUCACGACGGACUGCUACUGCGAUGCCACUGAGUUGUAUCUCGCCUCAUACCUCGGCCUAAAGGUUAUUGUUGCCUAAAGCCUCGAAAAUGGGCCAGCAAUAGACACG
Tricharina praecox is the source of this 1176-nucleotide messenger RNA. RefSeq lists its product as uncharacterized. The annotation marks the transcript as partial. The record is from RefSeq and is a predicted model, not a curated record. The transcript is spliced from 2 exons. NCBI's taxonomy places the organism in Eukaryota, Fungi, Ascomycota, Pezizomycetes, Pezizales, Pyronemataceae.